This is a messenger RNA of Argentina anserina (silverweed cinquefoil), 2268 nucleotides long. RefSeq lists its product as uncharacterized. The record is from RefSeq and is a predicted model, not a curated record. Lineage: Eukaryota; Viridiplantae; Streptophyta; Magnoliopsida; Rosales; Rosaceae. Bases 234 to 1889 code for a protein of 551 amino acids. The transcript has 12 exons.
CUUCCCAUUCUUCUACCUCUUCUUCUUCUUCUUCUGCUUAAAGACUCUUUCCAAUGUCAAUCAAAACCCUAAAGCUAAACUGAACUCUUUACCUUGUACGAGUUUUGAACUUGAACAUAUUAACUCCAACUCAGUUGCAGUAGCUUAGUUCCUAAUAUAUCAAUCAAACAUGAUCCUCAAAAACUAACCAAACACAACCAACGGAACAAAGAUUGAAGCUUCAGAAAUGAUUGAUGGUAGUGAUCAUGAUCUCCUCUGCACCCGCGUCGCACCCAAUCACUCCCCCCUCCUCCUCCUCCACUCCCUCCGCCGCCAUUAGAUCACCUACAACCUCCGCCGCCGCCGCCACCCCAGCACACUCUCAGCUCCCCUCGCCUCUCUCCCGCCUCCCCCUCCCGCCGCCGCCGCCUCUCGACCAUGUACUGCCGAUCGGCGACGCCCAGCUGGCCCGGGUUCGGAUCUCGGAUAUUGCUCCGUACGACGGAGCCCCGACCGGGACGUAUGUGAGGGCGGUGGAGGCGCUGUCGGGGUCGCUGAUGAGGCACAACGCCGCCGUCAUCGAAUUGGGAGCCGACGACGCUGCGCUGUUGCGCUGCGGCUUGGAAGCUUCCAGAUUGUAUUUCCGGAGCAGAGCUCAGCUCGGCGCCGGCAAGGGUAGCCGUGGAGUUUACAUGUACAGGGCCGGAAGGGCUUUGGAAGAUUGGGACUCAUCACCGCCGUGCAUGGCUGAUGUUUUCAGGUGCAUGGGGAAGGCUGCGCGUGUGGUUUUGUCUGCAAUAGCAAGGCAUCUUCGUUUGCGCAGCGAUGUUUUUAGCCAUUUGCUUGAUGAUACUCCCUUGCCGGCUAAUGAGGUGUCCUCAUCAGUGCUUUUGGCAGCCUACUCGAAUGCGUCGUUGCAAAAUGGGAAGGGUGCUAUUGGGGGAGGGAAGCCAGGAUUAAAUGGGGAAGUGGAGAAGGGAUUGUUGACGUUGAUUUCCUCGGACAGUCCUGGUAUACAGGUGUGUGACCCCAAUGGUCGUUGGUACCUGGCAGACAGUGGGUCAGCUCCUGGGGAUCUUUUACUACUUACAGGCAAGGCACUCAGCCAUGCUACUGCUGGCCUUCGCCCUGCUUCAUCCUAUAAAGCUGCUCCUGAUUAUUCCUCUGGCGUUAAUAGUGGUGGGAGGACUUCACUUGCAUUUAGGCUCAUGCCACAAGGUAAUGCUAUAUUAGAUUGUUCUCCCAUUGCAGCAGCUGGCCAUGUCAUUCCCCAGAGUUAUGUCCCGAUAUCUGUAAGCCAGUUUAUGGACGAUCUUUCUGCCGAGGAAGAUGUUUUGUGCAACCACUCUGAUAGUGCUUUUGUACCUCAAAUCAAUUUAAAUAAGGAUCCAUCUUUAAGAAGUGUUCUGUCAGACCCCCUAUCUGGUGCAUUCCUUGAAGAUGCCAUGGUAGUUUCCUGCGGGCAUUCGUUUGGUGGUCUCAUGUUGAGAAGAGUCAUUGAAUCCUCAAGAUGUACCCUUUGCAAUGCAGAAAUUGAGACCAGGUCUUUGGUUCCUAAUCUUGCUCUUAGAGCUGCAGCUGCAGCAGUGAAGCUUGCAGAUGAUCGAAGGCUAUUUCAUAAUGCUACCAUCCGAAAGCGUCGGAAAGAGUUGGGUGACCAAGUGGAUCCAUCUCGAAGACCGAAUAGGGAAAAUGGAGAUGUUGGUGAUGACGGGAUUAAUCGUGGGGUGCAGUAUCCGUUUUCAGUGAAUGAAAAAGUUAUGAUUAAGGGGAACCGAAGGACUCCUGAAAAAUUUGUUGGCAAGGAAGCAAUCAUCACAUCCCAAUGUCUGAAUGGCUGGUACUUGCUUAAGAUUAUUGGGACUGGAGAAAAUGUGCGGUUGCAAUACCGUUCGCUGAGGAAGAUGUAGAGCUAGAAGUCUAGAACACACCCGUCAUUGAUGAAAUUGCUCUUUGAGAACCCAUUCAGAACAGCUACUGAUGAGAUUAUUAAAAUUAAAUUUUGUUUUACAUGAGCCUCAAAAGUUCAUAACCGGAAAUGAUCACCGCGUCUGGUGAAAAAAUAUAUGUAACGAAAUACAGUCUUUGUUGUAACGUAAUGCAUUCGAAUCUUAUUUAACCAGAAGAGAGGUAGUAUCUUAGGAUCCUAGAGUUUUUGUUGUUGACGCAUGCUUAGUAAUUGAAAACUGUUAGGUAGUUUUGGAUUUUUUAGAGCUGUAAACCGCUAUUUAUGAACUAGUCUUUCAAAAUCUAAUCAUCAUCAAUAGCAAUUAUAUCUUGUUUUGAUUU